UCUAUAGACGGAAGCGAGAGUCACCCUUCAUCGUUUUUCUUACAGCGCGGGGAUUCAUGCCAAAUGCGCGUUUGCGCGGGAAAGGUGUGCGUAUGCAAUGUUGCCUAUAGAUAGCUUACGUGUUUCCCUGCGGCGUCUUCUAUCCUGUCUUUUCGAUUACGCACCUGAUUGCUGUCUCUCCAACCAACGGUGGGUUUAAUAUGAACAUCCCGACAGCCGUAUUGUCUCCUCCGCAUCGGGCAGCGUAAAUGUAUCUAUUUGUAUGCAGUUGUCACACCGUGCAGACGUCAUCCGCACAGGACCCGGUUAAGCUUUGGUUAGCCUACAUGCUUUUCUCUCUCUCUCCAAUCCGUGUACAAUCGCCUGUGUUGUGUUUGUUUCUCUUUGACCACAAUACCAAUCUACAAUGACAGCUCAGAUAUGAAGGGAAAUGGAAUAUACAAAGAGAAGACGUGAAAACGCACCAUGCAGCCAUGCAGUCGGAUAGGUAUAGCCUAUAUUGCUAUUCAAUAGGCCUAGAUAUAGCCAAGUUUGAUAUUUAGGUAUUACUUUGGUGGCGUAUUUAUCUUACUGACAUGUAUUGGCUAAUAUUUGACUCUCCAAGAUGAAUGGCCAUUUCAGGAGCAGUGUUGCGUAUUGAAUGGUCAACUUGGCUAAUAUGUCUGCAUAAACGUCGUGUUCUCCUGUGCUGUACCCUGGGGAGUGAGUGCCCGUCGUCCGACGGGUGAUAAUCACCUACAAAAGCGAGUUUGUUUGUUUGGACGGCUGGCGGCACACCCGCGCACACACACACUCAACACAGCGUGGCCACCGCUGUCCAACGUGCUGAGUUCUGAAUCCAGCACCGGUCUCCAGGAGGAGAGGAGGGAAGGGAGACAAAAGGAGAAGAAGAGACCGGAGCGUGGGAAGGGGAGGCUACAACACACACUGGACAUUUAGGAGGGGAUGGAAGUGAAAUGUCACCCAAUAAAUCGAAAAUCAAUACGCAGCUAUGACAGUUGAGCUAUCUCGUUCAGGGUGAGUUUUUGCCAAGCAAUUUCACCAACUAGACUCCUGAUGAAAAUAUGGAAUGAAAUAAUUUUAUGAAAACAGUUUCAUGAUGCUCACGAAACGUACAAUUAAUGAUAACGCAAUGUUUCAUAAGCACUAAAAUGUAGUGUAUGUACACUAAAGGCAGUUAUCAAGAAGUAGACUACUAUUUAAAUAUACCUGAUUCAACACCACGGACCGGACCGUCUAGCCGCCACCAUGGGACUCUGACCGAGCUGCGAGCGACUAGAGGCGGUUGUUUAUGUGGUCUGUGCUCCGUGUGUGGACGGAGUGCGGACCGGACCUGAACAGCAGUGAGACAUUGAUUGAGCCAUGGCAGCCGCUAUUGCCAGCGGUCUGAUCCGGAAGAAGAGGGAGGCACGGGAGCAGCAUGUAGACCGACCACCCCCGAACAGGCGGAGGAAGAGCCCCAGUAAGAACAAGGGGCUCUGCAAUGGAAACCUGGUCGACAUCUUCUCCAAAGUGCGUAUCUUCGGCCUGAAGAAGAGGAGACUACGGAGACAAGAUCCACAGCUCAAGGGUAUAGUGACCAGGUUAUAUUGCAGGCAGGGAUACUACUUGCAAAUGAACCCAGAUGGUUCUCUUGAUGGGACCAAGGAUGACAGCAGUAACUCCUCUUUGUUCAACUUAAUUCCUGUGGGUCUCCGAGUUGUUGCGAUUCAGUCCGUGAAGACAGGGUUAUACAUCGCCAUGAACGGGGAGGGCCAUCUGUACACAUCAGAACUCUUUACGGCGGAAUGUAAGUUCAAAGAGUCUGUGUUUGAGAACUAUUAUGUGAUCUACUCGUCGAUGCUGUACAGGCAACAGGAGUCAGGGAGGGCUUGGUUCCUGGGGCUCAACAAAGAGGGCCAAGCCAUGAAGGGGAAUCGAGUGAAGAAAACAAAACCAGCUGCUCACUUCCUGCCCAAGCCAUUAGAAGUUGCUAUGUACAGAGAGCCAUCGUUGCAUGAUGUAGGCGAGACCAAAGCGCCCAAAACAGCCGUCCCUCCCAGUAAAAGCACAACCGAGCCCCCAGUGAUGAACGGAGGCAAACCAGUCAGCAAGCCUACUACUUCUACUACUACUACUGCUACUGCUGCUAAGUCCCCCACAUAGCCACAAUUCACCUGGUGUGUGUGUGUGUGUGUGUGUGUGUGUGUGUGUGUGUGUGUGUGUCUGUGUGUGUCUCUGUGUGUG
Coregonus clupeaformis (lake whitefish) is the source of this 2226-nucleotide messenger RNA. RefSeq names its product fibroblast growth factor 14 (gene fgf14). Gene Ontology annotation, cellular component: cytoplasm. The coding region runs from base 1363 to 2145 and encodes 260 amino acids. Gene Ontology annotation, biological process: animal organ morphogenesis; positive regulation of gene expression; fibroblast growth factor receptor signaling pathway. The record is from RefSeq and is a predicted model, not a curated record. Gene Ontology annotation, molecular function: growth factor activity; fibroblast growth factor receptor binding. The transcript is spliced from 5 exons. NCBI's taxonomy places the organism in Eukaryota, Metazoa, Chordata, Actinopteri, Salmoniformes, Salmonidae.